This is a messenger RNA of Hylaeus anthracinus, 3820 nucleotides long. RefSeq lists its product as uncharacterized. The transcript has 6 exons. The record is from RefSeq and is a predicted model, not a curated record. Lineage: Eukaryota; Metazoa; Arthropoda; Insecta; Hymenoptera; Colletidae. Bases 183 to 1886 code for a protein of 567 amino acids.
ACGUCGUGCGCGCCUUAAUAGAGAGUCAUCCAUUUACGUCCAGUGCCGCGCGUGGACUAUCAAGAUAUAGUGCUUCGUGGCUAGUGGAACGGACGCGGUGUAAAAACGUCUCGUUUCAAAGACAUUAAUCAAACGCGAACGAGUCGGUCGCGAAGCGAUACGGACUGAUAGAAAAAACAACCAUGGCUCAAACCACCGAGCCAGCACCGGUUCACUGCUAUACGAAUCCUUCGUUCUGCAGACAAUCGGAGUACAUACCGGAAGAUCGAACCGGUGACUUGCCGCCGCCGCCGCAGUUUCAAAGCAGCGACGAUUUGCCACCCCCGCCGCCGCCGUUGCAGCUACAAUGCAACGGGGGUCAAAGCAACCUCGCGUUCCAAGGACCGAUCGAGGGCGUCAGGGUCGAGAACGCCGAGAUCAGGGACAGGUAUUGCUACCUGGAGGAGGACAGAGGUCCCACGCAUCGGAGAUAUGGCAGCCUUCCGGUGGACGAGCACAGCGCGAUGUACAAUCGGAGUUCUAGUUCAAGGUACGAGUACAUCCAAGAGGAGCAAAGGACUCAGUUGCAGAGGAGGGGUUCGUCGAGGUACGAGUUCAUUCCGCGUCAGCAGGUGCACCAGCGUUCCGCGCCGGCGGCCAACCAAGACGACGCCAGGGAGCCGCAGAUGCAAACCUGCCGGAACAACGCUGGAAGAUACGCCGUUGUACUGGGUGACCAGGAUUACCCUGACGAGGAAAUUGCGUGGAACACGUCCAAAUACGCCACGUCGGUGCCGAGACACAUUAACACGCCGCAAGGUCGUUACAGCAGAGUGCCUCUGCAAGAAGAGGACCCUCCGGCUCUACCCGACAGGAACCUGCACGAGCUCUCGAUUUCCCCGAGAAACAAUUUAGCUACGCAAAAACUGCACGAAAUACUGACUACUCCGAGGAAGCCGAGAUCCAGGUCCGAGGAAAGGACCCUGUCCCCAAAGAGGCAACAGUCGUUCAAUCAAACCAGUACUCCACAAAGAAGAGCACUCACGCCAGGUGGCUCCCCAACCGGUCGAACGUUCAGUCCGAGUCGCAGCACCCCACACGGAACGCCACCGAAUCGAGCGUUUUCUCCGACGAGAACUCAGACUUCCACCCCUAACAAAGAAUCGUCAGCGCGAAGGUGUUUGCCACUGUUGGAGAACUCGUCUCGGCAACAAGACGUCUGCCCAGCCAGCAACUGCGGGAGACUCCGUUACGUCGGCACGGCUCCUGUCGACCUUGCGUCGAUGGGUCACGGUGACCCACCACCUCGUUACGGGUACAUAGAUAAUGGUCCAGAAUCUAUGCCGAUGGUGUCCGGUUCGCCAAGGUAUCAAGUGAUACCCACGGGACAGAAAAGGAACGGCUACCAAAGCGUAGAAAGUGCGUUCAUCGCCAGAACCGCGGUGGUUCCACCGCUAUCGCCGCCGAACAGUGACGCAAACACAACCUUGGCCAGCGGUUUAGAGAAAAACGAUAGAAGAAACGCACCGCUCCUCCUGAUUCUCGUUGGCAUCUUGACUUGUGGUUUGGCGCUGUAUUUGUCCUGGACGCAAGGGAGACGAUAUUACUACGACAGCGCAACAGGUUGCGGAGUAUGUUGCACUUUGGCGGGAGCUUGCAGGACGAUGAGAAGGACCUGGACCGGCCUCGGUCUCGCGGGACUUUCUGCGUUGAGCUGCGCAGGACUGCUCCUGCUCGCCGCCAAAGCACCAAAAGCUGGUACGCCGCUUCACGAUGUCACUGCUGGCGCUUUAUGCGGAGUUUCCUUAUUGGGUGCCGUUCUGGCGUUGGUCGCGCUUUUAGCGCCGAGAUGCAAUUUGGGACGACACAGGCGGGUCCACUCUUGGAUACCUCGUUUCUCGCCUUGAUUUUCGCGUUCAGGCCGUCGAACGUUUCUGGAAAAAUAGAACGAUAUAACCCGCGCGACGAUAACUGCGAAUCGAUAGCGGCUGGAGUUGUUUUUACGCAGGAACGAUGUUUACCUUGGAGAAAGCGCGAAUCACGGCGCGUUUCCUCGCCGAGCAAAAACGAAAUCCUAGUCUGCUGUUUUUUGUCGAGAGUAUGAAUUAUUGUAGAGGCGUAUAGGAACGGAGAACGAUUUGGACUAUGAGAGAGGGGCUAGAUGCAAAUCUCGAUUAGCGAAUAAAUGAUGAAUAGCGAUGAAAUGACGUUAUAUUUGGUGAAUAAAAUUUAUAAUGUGGAUUGUAGCAGGGUUUCUCGAACGGUAGAUGUAGUGGAUCAAAGGGAAUAAGUUUUAUAUUGGAAGAAUUUGGUCCACAGUGUUUUAUUCAUUUUAGAAGUUUUACAGAAACAUAAAAAAAAAAUACAUCUCCCACAUAAUGUAAUCAGCAUCAUCACCUAUCUCGUUUAAUUAUACGUUGUCCAAUUCUUUUUAUACUAUUUUAUCAAAAUUGUUUGGAACUUAUAAUCGCAACUAUUAUUAUGUUUUUGUUUCAAGUAUUAGAAAGUAAGAUAUUUGAGACACUCACGGCCAGAUUCUUCAUAAUCGAUACUAAUCAAGGCUUCCAACAGUAAGCCGUAUUUUCGAGGUAAUGUAGUCUGAGUUAGUAGCAAUUGCUACAAGAUAUCAAAUUAUAUUAGAUUUUCCGUUCGCAAUGAUAUAUGGAGUUUUACCCGAAAGCCAAAUUACAAGGAUUAUUUAAUACUAUUUGAUAAAAAAUAUUAUCCUGUGCUAGACAUUAUGAAAUAAAUCGCGAGAAGAUCCACUUAAGCCCACUGUAGAUUUAUUCUUGUGUAAUACUUUGCGAAACUACGUAUAUAAAAUUCAUUUUAAGAAGCGUUUUUAUCGCUUGUACUGAAUUAAAUGUUAAACCGUUUAAAUUAUAGAAAACGGGAGAUGGAUAAGAAUGGGCAUUCUUGGACCCGCUUGGAAAGAAAAAAUGUAUGCAAGACUGUUCACAGUGUCAUCCAUAUGUAUAAUAAAAAAACGUCUUUAUCAUUUUCUUCAAAAGUGAUGCGAAAAUUGUCCAAUACAGAUGGAAACAUGUUAUAGCAAUCUUAUCGACAUAUAUACAGGGUAUCCCUUUUAAAUUCAGAUUGUAAAAAAUCUCGAAGACAUGUGAUUGAAAAAAAAAACUGUAUUAUUACCAGAAAAAUUUUAUUAUCUGAACUUUAUUAUCAUGAGCGGUUUAUUAAAUUAAGUGUCUAGAAGUUGAGAGUAAAAAUUUUAAGUAUUUAUUAUGAUGUUCUUUAAUGAAAUAAAAAAUCUUGCAGAAGAAAGUAACGUUGUCACUUUAAUAAAAAGAAGAAAAUUAUCCAUGACAUAAAUAUGAAAAAUCAGCUAAAUAUUUUAAGAAACAUUGAACUCGCUAAAAAAUGUUUCGAACAAAAGUUGUGCAUCUUUUUGGGUAGAAUGUGAUUCCGAAAUAAAAAAUAUGGGUUUAUGAUAAAAAAAGACAAAACGACUUUGAAAUGACCUUGAAAACGUCCACGGAUUAAAAAAGUAAUAGUGCCAUCUGACUCUCUACUCGAAACACUAAAGAAUAUGUGUCAGUUUUUGUCUUUUUAAUCACACGUCUUUGAGAUUUUUUACAAUCUCAAAUUGAAUUGGACACCCUCUAUUCAUUCUAGCUCACGUCUUCCCAUAGAUAUGUAAAAUAUACAGGGCGUAUCGUUGAAAUUGGAAUGAUUGAAUAUCUCAUAAAGGGAUGAAGCUGUCAAAAAACUGCUUUUACAAAAAUGAUUUGUAAUAUACAAGGUUUCUUUUAACAUGUGCAGGUAUAUGUAUAAUAAUUAUACGCAAUUAGAUCGCUAUGACAUGUUUCCACCUGUAUUCGACAAC